UGGAGAUGUGCGUUUGCGCUUUUGCCCGAGCAUUGUCAGCUUGUCCUCGGGCCCGAGAAGAAUCUCAUUCUUCUUGCGGAAAUGAUUGAGGCAAUUGGCUGGCCAGACUGCCGCCUGGUGGAAGAUCUCAAACGAGGUUUCCCUUGCUUGGCCAGUUGCCUCGGAGCGGCAUUUUGCCGCCCGUCGCGUACCCUGCAGUGUCAGAAACUGCAGAAUCUCUCGCCGAGCGUUGUUUGGAGAACAACGCCAACACUUUAGAGCGAGUGCGCCGACCGUCGGCCGCGCAGCCUGCAGUCUGGAACGCAUUUGUGGCGAAAUGCGUGCAAGAGGUAGCCGAAAAGAAGGCAUGGUGGACAGAGCUGCGUCCCGCCGCCUCCGUGAUCUCUGCCCGAUUCCCUGCCCUGGAGGGGUGGAAGGAAGCAGGCGGCGAGUUCAUCCCCAAGGUCCGCUUGAUUGAUGAUUUCUCAGGGUCUCUCGUCAAUUCAGCAACGGCAAUUGGAGAACCCAUGCCGGUCGACACUUUGGACACUCUGCUCGCUGUUGCGCGGUCUGUCGCUGGUGAUGCGCCGCGCGACUGCGCUGUGUGCUUCCGGAAGGAGGAUUUUAAAGGGGCCUUCAAAUCCCUGCCGCUGCGGGCGGAACACCUGCCUUUCGCUGUCAUUUCCUGGCGCACUGCAGCUGAGCAGGCCAAAGGUCUGCAGUUGAUUUGCUGCCCUUUUGGGUCGAGCGCUUCUGUCCACAGCUGGCAUAGGCUUGGUUCGUUCUUCCAGGCGUUGCUUGCGCGAGAUCUGUUUGUGGCAUAUCCCCGGUUCGUGGACGAUCUGUUCUCUGCCGAUAGGUGCCUGGACGCAGCAAGCGCGCUGACAGGGCCAGUAGGGACAGCGCAUUGCGCAGAGCAACUGCUGGGCUUGACAGGCUGGGUGCUUGAGCCUUCGAAGCGCGUGAGAGGCGCCACGAGCACCACCAUUUUGGGAGUGGACGUUUCUGCGCGCUCAGGCGAAAUCAUCUUCCAGAUUGGGCCAGCUAAACAGCAGAAGUGGCUCGAGACCAUUCAGGAGGCUCUCCAGAGUGACGCCCUCCGUCCAGCCGAAGCGAAGCGGUUGGCCGGCCGCCUGAAUUGGGCUGGCAGCGCUGUUUUUGGAAGGGGAGCCAGGGCGUAUCUCGCAGCGCUUCACUGGCAAGCGAAUCGCCGCACUGCUCGUUUGACGGCGCGCGUCCGGACGGCGCUCCGCUGGUGGUCCGCGUUUCUAGCAGAGGCGCCGACAAGGCAGAUUCAGCUUGCGCCGCGCGCCGUUGAGCGGUGCAUUGUGUAUACAGAUGCUGCGGGAGAUGGAGGAAUAGCAUUCGCACUGGUGCACCCGAGUUUCCGAUUGUGGAGCGCCGCCUCGGUGCCGCAGGAGGCUUGGCAGUGGGCGCAUCCACGGCGCACUCAGAUUGCGCUGCGGGAGCUGCUUGCCGCAGCGUGCGCAGUCCGAUGCUUAAUCGAGCGCGGACUGGCUGACUGCGAAAUACUUCUUUUCGUGGAUUGCAAUCCGGCGUUGCACGUGCUUGUGCGCGGAGCGAGCAGACAAACGGAUCUCAAUGCUUUGGUCACUGGUUUCUGGUUCCAGGUCGCCCGGGCCGGCAUCUCUUUGCACGCGUUCCGUGUUCCAAGUAAGCUGAACCUCGCCGAUGGGCCCACCAGGCGGGACACCUGGGACGCAGCUGUGGCCGCAUUUGGCGCCCGGAGCUUUGAGCGGAUUGCCUGGUUAUGGCCGGCAGCACUGCCUUGGGACGCGGAGUGACUGUACCCGACCGUGGA
Messenger RNA from Prorocentrum cordatum, 1801 nucleotides. The record is from the annotation of a GenBank genome assembly. NCBI's taxonomy places the organism in Eukaryota, Dinophyceae, Prorocentrales, Prorocentraceae.